This is a messenger RNA of Cataglyphis hispanica, 3311 nucleotides long. RefSeq lists its product as uncharacterized. The record is from RefSeq and is a predicted model, not a curated record. The transcript is spliced from 14 exons. NCBI's taxonomy places the organism in Eukaryota, Metazoa, Arthropoda, Insecta, Hymenoptera, Formicidae. Bases 378 to 3311 code for a protein of 977 amino acids. Gene Ontology annotation, biological process: regulation of dopamine secretion; calcium-ion regulated exocytosis; regulation of calcium ion-dependent exocytosis. Gene Ontology annotation, molecular function: phosphatidylserine binding; SNARE binding; calcium-dependent phospholipid binding.
CCAAGUUCCAGGCCUCGGUUAGUCGUGCGAGGUGCGAGGUUCGCGUAAGCUCGCGUGCUCGUCGUGCUCGUUGCCGCCACCUCCCUUGAGAAAGACAGACGGACAAACCUCUCAAUCCGCGCGGUAGAAGGUCGAUCCGUCUCGUCGAGACAAACGUCGUUCGCUCGUUUCCGGGUUUCAACAGAGAAGAUUAAGCCAAGGACGGGAGAUGACGAUGCCGGGGGACGAGCAGGACACGCAAUCGGAAUCCCGGUAUGCGAGAUAGUGGAGGACAAUCAUCUGACGAAUGAUAGCGGCGAGCAGUCAUCUCGGUGCGAUUAGCAGCUUAAUUGAUCAGGCUCUGCUUGUAAGAUUUAUCGGGUUAAGCAUUCGCAACAAUGGGUUGGGCUAUCACCGGUCUCGGAAUAGUUUUGGUCAUCGUCAUCGCUGCCGGCGCUACACUUGUCCUUUGCAGAAGAUAUUGUAUCGGAUGGCAAUUUGGCACGAGGAAUGUCUGGAGCGUCUGCGAGGAAUGGAGGCAGAGGCUUUCUUGGCUUUGGGCACCACGGGAGGAAAAGGUGGGACUGGUGAAGGCUCAGCAUCCGACCGCUCAGACAAUACCAGGCCUAUAUCGCCAAACUGGGAAUACCUCUCAACAUCUCCUGCAUAGCGAUAGCGACCUCCGGCUAGAUGCGCAAGGCGCCUUUACCAGAUUUGAGGCUGUCGACAGGGAUUUACAUCCGCCCCUCGGCGGCAGCACGAUACCGCCACAACCGCUUCGACCAGCUCCUCAACCACGACCGACCGCUCGUCCGAGGCCGUCGCCACUUCAGACGCCGAGUACCGUCGACUACCUGAAGAUGCAUGAGGCUGGUCCGGGUCCGCUGACGCCGCCGCCGUCGUUGCAGAGAGGAUCGAUACGAUCGAGAGCCACCGGUCCGUCCGUGUUUCUCUUUCAGAGCGAACCGAAGAAUCACCACGGCUCCUUUCCGCCGUCGAUCGAACAUUCCGCCUUCUUGUUCGACGAUCCGAAAACAAUAGCAGAAAACAUUCAGAUGACGCCUUAUACCGAACAGAACCAUAUGGAUUCUAGAUCUACCAGACAAUUUGAGCAUCCUUCCAAAGACUCGAUACGGCUUAGGUAUGGGAUGAACCAUUCCUUAGACAGCCGUUUGGACAGCGAGGAUGUCAAUCGAAAUUAUGGCGACUACGAAAUUGUCCAGAGGAAUCAUGCCGUGCGGUCGUACGCGAGGAAUGACUCGAGAGGAGUAUCGAAUAGCUUGAGCAGCGCGACGAAUUCGUCAAACGCAGCCAGUCAGAUGAUCAUGGAAUCGAUAUACGGACCUCAAACCGUGUCCAAGAUGCUUCAGAACAGUGACGAGUUAAACGGCGAUCACAAUCGGAAAAACAGCGACACGCAAAAUAUCGAGAUGACUCCAUUCAAGAGUACCGUUUCCGAUCAGCAGGAGGUUGUCGAUCCGUAUAUUUUUCAUGGCGCUUUAUCCAAGUCGCAAGACUUCCAACGUGUCUCGCAGUAUAUUCAGAGUCUUCCCGAUUUUCCCGUCUACGAACCCGUGAACGAACUCCAAGCCUAUUCGAAUCGGGAGUCGAUAUUGUUCGCGAACGCGAUUCAGGGAUCGAUCGAAGACGAGACGAAGAUCACGAGUGAAUCGGCUUCGAGUCCGAUACCGCCGCCACCUGCGCCACCAGAUCCACCUCAAGAUAUCCCUAAGAAGAAUAGCCCGACUACUGGCGAGAGAAUAUUCAGCGCGCUCAGAUCUGUCACCACGCAGAGUUACAUAGAUGCUUCGGAGUUUUAUAAUUCGGUGCUUUCCUCGGCGCAACAAAUACAGCGACUUACGUUUCCACCGUUCGGAAAUGAUAACACCGGAGACAAUUCACAAGACGCUGAAUACUUGCAAGAUAUGCGGGAUAUUUAUGCAGAAACCGAUCCAGAUGUGACCGGUCCGGAUGAUUCGAGACGGAGUUCCGAUCUUUAUAGUCCUGAACUAAAUUUGGAAGCUCACAGAACAGCGCAAGAAGUAUACAAUAGUUUACAGGAUCCACCGUCGUCUCCUUUGUUGGUUAAAGAGAACAAUCAUGAGCCUUAUAUUUAUUUAUCAGAUCCGAGUUUUACUCGAACGUCAGAGGAUAUUUUCAAUAGCCUCGAACAACGACGUAAAAGUAUAGAGAGACUAAACGGCAUUCACGAAUAUGUAGAAUUUGAUGUAGCCGAUCCAUCGAGGAGACGGAAUAGCCAAGAACUCUACGUCUUAGAAGAGGUGCAAUCCAAGAGACGACUUUCACAAAAUCUGGAGGAGUCGUAUUUGGGUUACGCGAUGAACGAUUACACUAGAUUGGGAAAUCGUCGAGGUUCACUCGGUCCCGAGCCGGAACCACCACCCGACGAAUCUACCUUAAAAAGAGCGAUCAGCUGCGAGAGCGUAUGUUCUGACACUAGCGUGAAUCUGAACGAUCUCGAAGAAGCACCCAUUGUAGGCCAUAUCUGCGUUGGACUCGAACAUGAGAGGUGGGGUGGUCGUGGAAGCGACUGCGAGGGUGAUUUGGUCGUGAGCAUUCUGGAAGCCAGGGAUCUCGUUGCCGUCGACGAUACUCCAGCACAAGAUACUUUUGUUAGAGUAUGUCUUUUACCUGACAGGCAAACCCACGUACAAACGAGAAUUUAUAGGGGAUGUCCAUCGCCUAGUUAUCAAGAGAAAUUUCUAUUUCCCCUCGAUGGCGGUCCGACAGGCAAAACACUUCUCGUUGAGGUGUUUUCUGAUGAAUCUAGCAUCGGUGGCGGCGCAUCGUUAAUUGGUGAAGCCAGUUUAAAACUCGGACCUGUAGGGAGGCCACCAGCUACAACGUGGCUAUCGCUCAGUGGACCUGCCUUACCCACUCCACAUCUAGGAGAGCUGCUGUUCUCUCUCAGUUACUUGCCAACGGCAGAGAGACUCACUCUCGUAGUAGUUAAAGCUCGCAAUUUGCGCGGCGCGAAUUCAACUCCAGGUGAUUUCUUCGUUAAGGUAUACCUACUUCAACAAGGGAAAAAGAUACAUAAAAAGAAAACGUCCGUAAAGAAAGGCGAGAAAAGUCCAAUCUUCAACGAAGCGAUAAUAUUUAGCAUGCCAGCGCACGCUUUACAGACUAUACAGCUGAGAUUGACGGUGGCGGAAUUGAAUGGCGACCAAAAUAGUACGAGUCCAAAGGCGUAUUCUGUCGGCCACAUCAUCAUAGGAUCUACCUCGACGGGAAAAGCGCUGGCGCAUUGGAGACAAAUGUUGGCGGCCUUGCGGCGUCCGGUCGCCAUGUGGCAUCCUCUCAGAAAGUAG